CGGUACCUUGCUCCAACAGUUGCAAAGAGCGUUUUCCCUUUCGCGACGAAGGGUGCUGUUUUCGUUCAUACUACUGUCACAUUUUGACAUUUUGGAUUAUAAGUGGAAGAACAGGAUUCAGUUACAAAAUGAAAAUUUAUAUCCUACUGUUCGCCUUAGUGGCUAUCGUUUGUGUGACAGCAGAAAAGUAUUCCAGCAAAUACGAUGAUGUGGACGUUGAUAGGAUUCUUCAAAAUAAUCGUGUCCUUACCAAUUAUAUCAAAUGUAUGAUGGAUGAAGGACCGUGUACUAAUGAGGGCAGAGAAUUGAAGAAAACUUUACCUGAUGCUUUAUCCACGAAUUGCAGUAAAUGCAAUGAAAAACAGAAAAUCACUUCGGACAAGGUAAUAAAUCAUCUAAAAACUAAGAGACCGAGAGAUUGGGACCGACUUGUCGCAAAAUAUGAUCCAAAUGGAGAGUACCAGAAACGUUAUGAAAAUGUAACGUUUCAAUCCGGCAAAGAAACUUAAAUUUACAUUUAUAUAUCUAAAUGUAGAUUUGUGUUAAUUUGUAUAAUAAAAAUG
Messenger RNA from Habropoda laboriosa, 563 nucleotides. Its product is annotated as ejaculatory bulb-specific protein 3-like. Bases 129 to 509 code for a protein of 126 amino acids. NCBI's taxonomy places the organism in Eukaryota, Metazoa, Arthropoda, Insecta, Hymenoptera, Apidae. The transcript is spliced from 3 exons. The record is from RefSeq and is a predicted model, not a curated record.